Molecule: messenger RNA, 390 nt
Organism: Fusarium mangiferae
Lineage: Eukaryota; Fungi; Ascomycota; Sordariomycetes; Hypocreales; Nectriaceae
Product: putative VPS55-involved in late endosome to vacuole trafficking
Exons: 2
Coding region: 1-390 (129 amino acids)
Biological process (GO): late endosome to vacuole transport via multivesicular body sorting pathway
Cellular component (GO): Vps55/Vps68 complex; endosome
Source: RefSeq, a predicted model, not a curated record
AUGCCGACCGCCGGCCUCAAGACCAUCAUCGCCCUCUCCUUCGUCCUCGCCGUUGGAUUCCUCCUCGUUAUUCUCUCCUGCGCUCUGUGGAAGGUGUAUUAUCCUCUCCUCGUCGUCGCCACCUAUGUCAUUGCGCCUAUUCCCAACUGGAUCUGCGGACACUGCGCCAACCCUGAUGACUUCGUGGAGAGCUCUGGCGCUGCGGUUCUAGACUUGGGACGCUUCUUUACAGGUUUCUUUGUUGUUAUGGGAAUUGCUCUCCCUGUCGUUCUCGCUCACUCCGGCCUCAUCGAGGUGCAAGCCAUGGUUAUGUCCAUAAUUGGCGGUCUAUUGAUCUACGGAACCAUUGUCAGCUUCGGCAUGUUUUUCCACGAGGAGCAAGAUUUCUAA